CAAGCACACACUGUCAACUUCAUUACCAAAACCUGAAUUACAUGCUCCAAAUCUGAUGGUUUCGGGUGCCAUGACACCUGCUCCGAAGAAAACGAACAUAUUCAUAGUCUCCCUUUUGAUUAUUGAUUUCGCAUCGAGGUUCGGAGCGACUGGAAUAUUUCGUUUUUUUGGACUGACUUGAACACGGAACAGCCGAACUGCCAUGGAAGAAAGACAGGGUUUCACUGUUAGCCGCAGAACAAAAGCAGGAAGGUGCCUUUCCAACAUGGGUGUGAAUCCGGCGGCUGCAGGUUAUGCCAUGACCACUCUGGGGGCCAGUAUGAUUAACAACAUAUUCAGCUUCUACUACGUCAAACUGUUUCUAAACAACUACAAGAUAUCCGAGGGAGCAUUCCACCAAUCACAAGUGGUCUACAUGGUGUGGAACGCAGUCAACGACCCGCUCUUUGGCUACCUGCAGGACAACUCCAAGGUCCCGUGCUGCUCUCAGCGCCGUCUUUCCAUCCUGUACGGAGCUCCUCUCUACUCCUUGUCCUUCCUCAUCGCCUGGUUCCCAUGGCGAGCGUACGCAGCUGGAGACUGGCUGAGUGGUCUGCAUUUGAUGGUGGCACUUUGCGCCUUCGACGGCUUGCUCACGUUUGUACUGCUGGCCCAGUGCGCCUUGUUUGCUGAGAUUUCCAGCCAGCAUCAGAACCGCUUGAGACUUGUGAAGUACAGCCAGGUUGCCUCACUGCUGGGUUCCUCGAGUGUCCUCUUCUGUGGGGUGUUUUCUCAAAACAUGGAAGACUUCGGGGCGUUCCAAACCUUCACUGUAGUGGUAGCUGUCCUGAGCUGCGGCUGCAUGCUCUACACCGGCCUCCACAGCGAGAGCCGCUUCGACGGCAAAGGUCCCGACCCUGACGUGACUGGAUCUCCUGAUCAGUCGGACCAGACGUCUGCCGUGUCUGUCUCAAUGUUGAAAACCAUGACGUGCCAAAUUGUGACCAACAGAGACUUCCAGCACUUUGUCAUCAUGAACUUCUUCCAAGUUUUUAUGUUGGCUUUUUUCAAUAACUUCACCAUGAUAUUUGCCGAACACCUGAUACCUCCAGAUGUUCUUCCAUCCGUGGCCAGGAGCAUCAUGUAUGGAGCUGGAUUCAUCUGUCCGCAGUUGUUAGUGUUGAGCUGUGAGCGACUGCUUCACGGUGCUGGUUACUACAGAAUCAUUCUCUUCACGUUCUACUUGGAAGCUGGCAUGGCUGUGUUUAUGUUGGCACUUGGCCCAAACCACUACUUCUUCCUGGCUUUCUUCCUCACCAUCAACAUGGUUAUAAUCCAAGCCACGUUCAGUCUCUUUAACCUUCCGUUGGCCGACAUCAUCGACAUGGACAUGCAGAAGUACAAACGCAGUUCUCCUCUGUCCUCCAUGGUCUUCGGGACAAACGCACUGUUCACCAAACCAGCUCAGUCUCUGGCCCCGAUGUUGGUUCUGAACAUUCUCAACCAGUACGGAUACGAGCAGCUGAAAUCUAAAGCGACGGGGUCAAGUCCAGGCGUCUCGGAGGGUCUCCACAGCAUCAUGUUCUACCUGGUGUGUCUGGUCCCCUUGUGCGUGGCUGCUCUGCAACUUCUGGCCUGGAGGCCCUUUUCCAUCCGCAACAGUCACACGGUGGACUCCAAGUACAUUGACAGCUAGUACCGAGCUUGUCAGACGGUCAAUAUUAACUCUCUCAAAUCCAAUGAUGAUGAUUGUAUUGUUGGAUGCAAAUUUAUAUUUUAAAAAAUCAAGGGUUUUGAUCUGCUAUGAAAUUCAACCGGGAGAUGUAUAAUAUAUUGUGUAUAUAUUAUUUAUACAAGGGGGUUCUUUGUUAAUUUAACAUUCCAUUAUAGCGUGGUUACAGGUUUUUACAGUUUCUGAUGACGAAGUGCCUGGAUCAUGAUUUUUAUUUUUAUAUCGCUGACGGCUGAUGGAAGCUCACGAAUGAGACCUCAUGAAUGUGAGCGCCGGCCUCUAGUGGUGGGGUUUUGUAUGACAUCAACCGUGAAUAAAUCGUGUUUUUUAUUAUUUAUUUUUAUUCGAUUGAAUCCUGAUUUAUUAUAGUACAGACGUUUUUUUUUUUCUUGCCGAGCAACAAAACAGCACACUUCAUGAGGAUUUAAAUGAUUUAUUUCACUCCAAAUUAUGUAAGCACUUUGAGAACCUCUGUUCCAAACCACUACCUCUUUCUAGUGGGAACCAAUACAAGAAAGUCUCGCAGUCAUCACAUUUUAAUUUGCGCUGUGUGACUGCUGCGGUUGGUUUCAUUAAAAUAUAUGAGAGAUCAUACUCUAGUGUGAGUGGUGUAACUUACAUCCUUGGCCAUAUAUAUGUGUUUUUUUUUUAAUUUUUAUUCUUAAAUAGUAAUUCUUGAUGUCCAUUUCUUUAGAGAUACUCUGGGAACUGCUCUGUCGUUCGUGGUAUUAAAUAUUUUCGUAGGUGUUAUCGACCGAUGUGUUGCAGUGGGAAGUUGGGACCUGUAACAAGUGAAAUAUAGCAUCACUCAUUUGAAAUGUCCCAGGGAAAUGGUGCAAUUAUUACCUCAACGUGUCUCUGGUUGCUAUUGCUGCGCACCGUCUUUCUGCUGUACAUCUCCUGCAGCACCUCACGGAAGGCCAUUUUUCUUGUUGAGUUUUUCUGUGUGUACAACAAUAGUCUUGUUAAAAGCUUUUUAUUUGGGAUUAAAACACGUUGUAUCAUUUAGUGGCUUUUUGACUCACCUUCCCUCCAGGUUUGCUGGUGUCAAACUUGCAGCCCUGCUGUUGAAAAAGUUCAGAAGUCAUCACGCUGUAAUUGUAGCCUCAGCCAGUCGGAGUUACCUUCUUGAGGAUGAUGAGCGUCACAACGGCGAGACUGUAGACAAGCAUGAGGGCCAGCAGUACCCACAGCAGGAUAUAACUGACAGGUGUGAUGUUAUCUGAAAGAUGAGCAUUAUUCUAAAACACCCCUGGAGUGUGUCUGUCUCCUCAAAUCUCAGCCCUCACCUUUUACCACCAGGAUGGAACCUGUGCCGACAUACUGCGCUCCAGACUUUGCACCCCCUCUCUCUAGCGCAGCGCAGUGAUAGAUCCCACUGUCGUUGGCGUUUGUGGAUUUGAUGAUCAAAGAGGAUCCACUGAAGGUGAACCUCGGGUCAUGCUUGUUGCUCAGAAGGAAAUGACUGUCCUCUUUGAAAAUAAACCAUUGGAAAUCUAA
Molecule: messenger RNA, 3211 nt
Organism: Synchiropus splendidus (mandarinfish)
Lineage: Eukaryota; Metazoa; Chordata; Actinopteri; Syngnathiformes; Callionymidae
Gene: mfsd13al
Product: major facilitator superfamily domain containing 13a-like
Exons: 7
Coding region: 203-1675 (490 amino acids)
Source: RefSeq, a predicted model, not a curated record